AUGUUUUUGUCACAAACGCGAGGGCGGCUGCCCUCAGCUCUGAGAGCUUUCCAGAGUACCCAAUUUGCCUCGCGCUCGCUUUCCACGACACUCCCCCGUCGAAAGGACGAUGAGGUCCUCAACAAGGUUUCACGGACCAUCACACAGCCCAUCUCCCAGGGCGCUUCUCAGGCCAUGUUGUACGCUACGGGGCUGUCGGAGUCUGAUAUGAACAAAGCCCAGGUGGGAAUUUCGUCGGUCUGGCUUACAGGAAACCCAUGCAACAUGCAUCUGCUAGAGCUCAAUAACCUGGUCCGAGAGGGUGUCGAGAAGGCCGGGUUGAUCGGAUACCAAUUCAACACCGUUGGUGUCAGCGAUGGAAUCAGUAUGGGUACCAAGGGAAUGCGGUUCUCAUUGCAGAGUCGGGAUCUUAUCGCUGACUCGAUUGAGACCGUCAUGGGGGGUCAAUGGUACGAUGCGAAUAUUAGCAUUCCCGGCUGCGACAAGAACAUGCCCGGUGUUCUGAUGGCUAUGGGUCGGGUCAACCGACCUAGUAUAAUGGUCUACGGAGGCUCUAUCAAGGCUGGCUGUGCUGCGACACAGAACAAUGCCGACAUUGAUAUUGUCUCUGCUUUCCAGGCUUACGGACAGUUCUUGACGGGUGAAAUCAAUGAAGAGAAGCGCUUUGAUAUUAUCCGCCAUGCUUGCCCCGGUCAGGGUGCUUGCGGUGGCAUGUAUACUGCAAAUACGUUGGCUAGUGCCAUUGAGAUUAUGGGCAUGACCUUGCCAGGAUCUUCGUCGAACCCGGCCGAUUCCAAGGUCAAGCAGCUUGAAUGCUUGGCUGCUGGUCAGGCCAUUAAGAAUCUCUUGGUUGAGGACAUCCGUCCAUCCGAUAUUUUGACCCGCCAGGCAUUCGAGAAUGCAAUGAUCCUGGUUAACAUCACCGGUGGCUCGACCAACGCGGUUCUCCAUCUGAUUGCCAUCGCAGACUCUGUCGGCAUCAAAUUGACUAUCGACGACUUCCAGGCCGUCUCUGACCGCACCCCGUACCUGGCUGACCUCAAGCCGUCCGGCAAGUACGUUUUCAACGACUUGUACCAGAUCGGAGGUACUCCUUCUUUGAUCAAGUUUAUGCUGAAGGAAGGCUUGAUUGAUGGAUCCGGAAUCACGGUUACUGGAAAGACCCUGGCCGAAAACGUGGAGAAUGUGCCCGACUUCCCUGCUGAGCAGAAGAUUAUCCGCCCAUUGACCCAACCAAUCAAGAGCACAGGUCAUAUUCAGAUCUUGAGGGGCAGUCUCGCACCGGAGGGCUGUGUCGGUAAGAUUACUGGCAAAGAAGGCACGGUCUUCAAGGGCAAGGCGCGCGUGUUUGACGACGAGGAUGACUUCGUUGCCGCUCUCGAGCGCAAGGAGAUCAAGAAGGAGGACAAGACUGUUGUUGUCAUUCGCUACUGUGGUCCCAAGGGUGGUCCUGGAAUGCCUGAAAUGCUUAAACCUUCCUCCGCUCUCAUGGGUGCCGGACUGGGUUCGUCCUGCGCUCUGAUCACAGACGGCCGCUUCUCCGGCGGUUCUCACGGGUUUUUGAUCGGUCACAUUGUCCCCGAGGCUGCGGUCGGUGGGCCCAUUGGACUGGUCAAGGAUGGCGACGACAUCACUAUCGACGCUGAAACGCGUGUUCUGGAUUUGCAUGUCGACGAGAAUGAGCUGGCCUCGCGCCGCAUGCAAUGGGAGGCUGAUCGUGCAGAGGGCAGGUUACCACCUACCGGGUUGACUAUGCGAGGCACACUAGGCAAAUAUGCUCGACUUGUCGGAGACGCGAGCCACGGCUGCGUGACUGAUUCUCUGGCUUAA
Molecule: messenger RNA, 1830 nt
Organism: Talaromyces atroroseus
Lineage: Eukaryota; Fungi; Ascomycota; Eurotiomycetes; Eurotiales; Trichocomaceae
Product: putative dihydroxy-acid dehydratase, mitochondrial
Exons: 4
Coding region: 1-1830 (609 amino acids)
Biological process (GO): branched-chain amino acid biosynthetic process
Cellular component (GO): mitochondrion
Molecular function (GO): dihydroxy-acid dehydratase activity
Source: RefSeq, a predicted model, not a curated record